Molecule: messenger RNA, 2920 nt
Organism: Ceratotherium simum simum (southern white rhinoceros)
Lineage: Eukaryota; Metazoa; Chordata; Mammalia; Perissodactyla; Rhinocerotidae
Gene: TJP3
Product: tight junction protein 3
Biological process (GO): cell-cell junction organization; cell-cell adhesion; establishment of endothelial intestinal barrier
Cellular component (GO): bicellular tight junction; plasma membrane
Molecular function (GO): cell adhesion molecule binding
Source: RefSeq, a predicted model, not a curated record
AGCGGCCCAGCGGGCGGGAGGAGGGCGAGAGCGGGGCUCCCACUCCGCCGGGACCCUCCCCAGCCUCCUCCCUCACCCGGGGUGGGGACCGAUUGACUGUUUCCAGGCCCCCCCCGGGGCAGGGGCGCUGGAGAGCCCCGGGGUGGACCAUGGCGGUGAGAUUCCAGGUCUUGGACAUGGAGGAGCUGAUCAUCUGGGAACAGCACACGACCACGCUCAGCAAGGACCCCCGCCGGGGCUUCGGCAUUGCGAUCUCUGGUGGCCGAGACCGGCCCGGUGGCCCCGUGGUUGUGUCCGACGUGGUGCCCGGAGGGCCGGCCGAGGGCAGGCUGCAGACAGGGGACCACAUCGUCAUGGUUAACGGGGUCUCCGUGGAGAACGUGACCUCCACCUUCGCCAUUCAGAUACUCAAGACAUGCGCCAAGGUGGCCAAUAUUACGGUGAAGCGUCCCCGGAAAGUCCAGCUGCCCGCCACCAGGGCCAGCCCCUCUGGGGGACAGCAGGACUCGGACGAGGAGGAUGGGCGGCGGCGGCUGGAGGAGGCCGAGCACGGCCGGGGCUACGACGGGGACACGUCCAGUGGCUCGGGCCGCUCCUGGGGCGAGCGCUCCCGCCGGCCGAGGGCGGGUCGCCGGAGCCGGGCCGGCAGCCACGGGCGCAGGAGCCCGGGUGGCGGGUCCGAGGCCAACGGGCUGGCCCUGGUGUCGGGCUUCAAGCGGCUCCCGCGGCAGGACGUGCGCAUGAGGCCCGUGAAGUCGGUGCUCGUGCGGAGGAGGGACAACGAAGAGUUCGGGGUCAAACUGGGCAGUCAGAUCUUCAUCAAGCACAUCACGGAUUCCGGCCUGGCCGCGCAGAGCCGCGGGCUGCGGGAGGGGGACCUCGUCCUGCAGAUCAACGGGGUGUCCAGUGAGAAUCUGUCGCUGAGCGACACGCGGCGGCUGAUCGAGAAGUCGGAGGGGAAGCUGACUCUGCUGGUGCUCAGGGACCAGGGACAGUUCCUGGUGAACAUCCCGCCGGCCGUCAGCGACAGCGACGCCUCCCUCAUGGAUGACAUCUCAGAACUCGGCUCAGAGGUGCCACCAGCCCACGUCCCACCACCGCCCCGGCAUGGGCAGCGGAGUCCGGACACCAGCCGAUCCAACUCCCCCGCGGAGAGCCCCCGGCUUCGGCGGAGGAGUUCGGUGGAUUCCAAAACCGCCUCAGAACCAGACUCGCCCGGGCAACGCAGCUAUGACAUCUACAGGGUGCCGAGCGUGCAGAGCGUGGAGGACCACGGGUACAGCCCCGACUCGCGGGUGGUCCGCUUCUUCAAGGGCACGAGCAUCGGGCUGCGGCUGGCCGGGGGCAACGACGUGGGCAUCUUCGUGUCGGGCGUGCAGGCAGGCAGCCCGGCCGACGGGCAGGGCCUCCAGGAGGGGGACGAGAUCCUGCAGGUGAAUGACACCCCCUUCCGGAACCUGACCCGGGAGGAGGCCGUGCAGUUCUUGCUGGGGCUGCCGCCGGGCGAGGAGGUUCAGCUGGUGACACAGCGGAAGCAGGAUCUCUUCCGGAAGAUGGUGCAGUCCGGCGUGGGCGACUCCUUCUACAUCCGCACCCACUUCGAGCUGGAGGCCAGCCCGCCGGCCGGCCUGGGCUUCACGCGCGGCGACAUCUUCCACGUGCUGGACACGCUGCCCCCGGGCCCCGCGCACAGCCUCGCCCGCGGGGGCCACUGGCUGGCGGCGCGCGUGGGCCGGGACCUCCGGGAGCAGGAGCGCGGCAUCAUCCCCAACCAGGCCAGGGCGGAGCAGCUGGCUAGUCUGGAGGCGGCCCAGCGGGCCCUGGGGACGGGGCCCGGCGCCUCCACGGGCUCAAACUCGCGGGCCGAGUUCUGGCGGCUGCGGGGUCUCCGUCGGGGAGCCAAGAAGACCACCCAGCGGAGCCGAGAGGACCUGUCGGCCCUGACCAAACAGGGUCACUACCCACCGUACGAGCGCGUCGUGCUGCGAGAAGCCAGGUUCAAGCGCCCGGUGGUGAUCCUGGGACCCGUGGCAGACAUCGCGAUGCAGAAGUUGACAGCCGAGAUGCCGGACCAGUUUGAAAUCGCAGAGAGUGUGUCCAGGACCGAGAGUCCCUCCAAGAUCAUCAAGCUGGACACCGUGCGGGUGAUCGCUGAGAGGGACAAGCACGCGCUCCUGGACGUGACCCCGUCGGCCAUUGAGCGCCUCAACUACGUGCAGUACUACCCCAUCGUGGUCUUCUGCGCCCCCGAGAGCCGGCAGGCCCUCAAGGCGCUGCGCCAGUGGCUGGCGCCCGCCUCUCGCCGCAGCACACGCCGCCUCUACGCGCAGGCGCAGAAGCUGCGGAAGCACAGCGACCACCUCUUCACAGCCACCAUCCCGCUGCACGGCACGAGCGACGCCUGGUUCCAGGAACUCAAGGCCGUCAUCCGCGAGCAGCAGACACGGCCCAUCUGGACGGCGGAGGACCAGCUGGACGGCUCCUCGGACACCAACCUGGACCUCCCGCACCGCGGCCUGGGGGACAGCUCCGCGGACCUGAGCUGCGACAGCCGGGUCAACAGCGACUACGAGACGGACGGUGAGGGCGGCGUCUACACGGACGACGGCGGCGUCUACACAGACGGCGAGGGCGGGCCCCACACGGACGUGGACGAGGAGCCCCCGGCGCCCGCCCUGGCCCGGUCCUCGGAGCCCGUGCUGGAGGACGAGCCCCAGAGCCCGCGGGAUCAUGGGAGGUCCCUGGGUCACUGGGGGGCUCAGGUGGACGGCCACCACCUGCACGGCCAGUGGCGACAGGACAGCGUGCGGACGUACGGGCAGGAAGCUCUGAGGAAGAAGUUUACCCGAGCCCGAGAUAUGGACUCCUCUGACGAAGACGCCUACACUUGGGGCCCGGCCACCGACCUGUGACCCCUCCC